AUGUCUCUGGGCAGAGCAGAAGCUCUAGCUGCCUUCAGGAGCUGGCAGGAAGCUGGCAGCCCUCUCGCCAUCAGACCCCCUGGGCACCCUAGGGUGGAACAGCAAAUGCUGGGAGCUGGGAGCACGGCAGAGCCCCGGGAGAGAAACUGCCGGCAGGGGCUGCAAGAGAAGCCGCCUGGUCCCCAUAGGAAGCCCCCCAAACCAGAUGAAGAACAUUUGCCCCCAGUGCUGAGUCUCCUGGAGAAGAGGCAAGAAGUGUUGGACGCAGAUCAGGACCUGCAGGAGCAGAAGAAGGUGUUCCAGGCCUCCAUGGACGCCUUGAAGCAGCGGUGGCAACAGCUGGCACAGAAGGAGCAGGAGCUGAAGGGCUCCUUCAUCUGCUUUGACAAGUUCUUGCAAGAAGCCGGGGCCCGGCGCAGUCGAGCUCUUCAGAGAGCAGCUGCCGAGAGGCACCGAGCAGAGUGCCAGGACGCAGAGGUGCAGGGGCUGCGGGCCCAGCUGGCAGAGCUGCAGGAGGAGCGAGCAGGACUGCAGAGCCGGCUUCAGCGCCUGGAGCCCUGUGCUCGCCUUCUGGGCCAAGUGCUGGAGCAGCUGCCCGAGUUCCAGGACGUCCCCGAGCUGGUGGCGCGCUUCGACGGCCUGGCCGACGCGCAGGCGGAGCUGCAGUUCACCCAGCGCCACCGGCUCGUCCAGCUGGAGGAGGCGCGCGCGCGGCUCCGGCGCCUCCGGGAAGCCGAGCAGGACGAGCGGCUGCGGCAGGGCCAGUGGCGGGCCGAGCUCCUGGAGCGCCUGGAGGCCGCCCGCGAGCGGACGCUGCGCUGGGUCGCGGUCACGCCCCGCCCCUUAGAGGAAUCCAAGUGGGCUCAGAUCCAGAGCACGGCCGCGGAGAAGACGCUGCUCCUGGGCCGCACCCGGAUGGCCGUGCUCAACAUGUUCCAGCUGGUGUGCCAGCAUUGGAAGCAGACGCCGGCCCUGGACGCCUGCGACACCGAGGGCCAGCUGGAACAGGUGAGGCUCUUCAUCCUGGACCUCAGCGCCAUGCUGCGUGGCCUUCACCAGGCCAAGCCCGCCACCCCCACCUCCUAGCACUGACCACGG
Messenger RNA from Suncus etruscus (white-toothed pygmy shrew), 1098 nucleotides. It is a transcript of the gene CFAP73, whose product is annotated as cilia and flagella associated protein 73. The transcript is spliced from 7 exons. The record is from RefSeq and is a predicted model, not a curated record. NCBI's taxonomy places the organism in Eukaryota, Metazoa, Chordata, Mammalia, Eulipotyphla, Soricidae. Gene Ontology annotation, biological process: spermatid development. The coding region runs from base 1 to 1086 and encodes 361 amino acids.